UCUCCAAUUUGAAAGCCGCCUCUCUACCGGGAGAGGAAGGCUCUUUUUCGGUCAGAUGGCGUGCUGCAGUCCGCCCCCGUCAUUCUCCAGCCCACACAGACAGGGCAGCCAGCAACCAAUACGCUGCGCCGGAGGAGGAUUUCUGCCAGUGAUUUCAGACGAGGUACGAUACGCAAAGGGGAUUUACUACGCCAAUCUGAGCCGGGGAAGCUGUCGGCAAUAGGUAACAGGUUUCAUUCCGGGAGUAAGCUGCCGACCUGUGACAUUGCUGGUUUGGAGAGACACCUUCCCGCUGUGCACAUCCUUCUACCUGACCUGAAGAAGAGCUCUGUGCCAUGUCUCUGCCACGCACACUUGGAGAGUUGCAGCUCUAUCGGGUGCUGCAGAGGGCCAACCUGCUGGCCUAUUACGAAACCUUCAUCCAGCAGGGCGGUGACGACGUGCAGCAGCUCUGCGAGGCAGCAGAGGAGGAGUUUCUGGAGAUCAUGGCACUAGUUGGCAUGGCCACCAAGCCGCUGCAUGUGCGUAGGCUCCAGAAGGCCCUCCGAGACUGGGCGGCAAACCCUGCCCUUUUCAGCCAGCCCGUCUCCAACGUUCCUCUCGGGGGCAUCCCACUGUUCAAAGUGGACGGUACGGGCACCAGUGGGCCCAGGAAGUCUGUGAGCAACGGGCAGCCGGGGUCACCCUGUGAAAGAGAAGACCGGGCGUGUCUUACUCCAAUGCACAGUGGGAGUCCGAGAAGCCCCUGCUCCCAGGCCUCCCCGCAACCACGGGACACACACUACAGGGAAAAACUGUCCCCAAUGGACCCACACUGGCUCACCCCAGAGCCUGAUGGGAACUGCACUUUGGCAUCUGCAUCUGAAAUAGAGGAGGAGCCGCCCAGCCCUCCUCUGCUGUCAACAUGUCCUCCAGGUCCUUCAACAUCUCCAAGCCCAUCCGCCUCUUUUGCCCCGGCGGCCCUGUCAGCCUGGCCUGCAGGACAGCUGGAUGGGGAGACGGCAAGGGCGGUGGUGGAGAGCGUGGAUCGGCUCCUCAGGACCCUUCCCAGGUCAGAUCCAGCAGAGGUGAAGACUCUGCUCAGGAUGAACAAGAAGAUGGCAAAGACUGUGGGACACAUCUUCAAAAUGGGGUCCCAGGACGCAAACAAAGAAGAGGAGAUCCGGAAGUACAGUCUCAUUUACGGACGCUUUGACUCCAAGAGGAGAGAGGGGAAGCAGCUCACACAUCAUGAGUUGAUCAUCAAUGAAGCUGCAGCCCAGUUCUGUAUGCGCGACAAUGCCCUGUUGCUGAGACGGGUGGAACUCUUUUCUUUGGCUCGGCAGGUGGCGAGAAAAUGUGCCUACACCUCCACACUAAAGCAUGCAAGGACAAACGCAGAUGAUAACAGCGUGCUGUCUCACAAGAGAGCGAGGCAUGAGGUAAUCGUGCCUGAGAGUGUGUCAUCACUUCUCGGUGUGGAGGGCUCAGAGGGCUUGACUCAGAGGGCAGAUGAUGACAGCUUAUCUGCAGAAAGCCUUGACAGUGUGUCACAUGACAUCGGCUCACAGUGCAACCAGUCUCCAUCCCCCCGUCCCCACACCGACACGUCCAACCCCACCAACUGGAGUCGCCAUCUCAUACAGCAAACGCUAAUGGACGAAGGGCUGCGAUUGGCUCGGAUGGUGUCACAUGAUCGGGCUGGCAAGCUCAGCCUAGGGUCAGAACGAACUCACUCUGCAGACCAUGACAGUAAAGUGGAGAGGCGGAGCUCGAUAACGGCGUGCAGAAGCAGCAGCCAUUGCAUCACCAAAGACGACUCUAAUCACCGGGGGAAAUGAAAAUGCUCAGUUUUUGUCAGGGAACUCGUCCUCAGACCCGCCACCAAUCUCCACUCUGAGUCUGCUCUGCAGUCUGACACUGACACCUGAUGAGGAAAAUAAAAAACAACACAGUAAUUUACCAGCGACAAACCUGCAGUGACUUCAAAAUACUGAAAUCAUGCAUCAAAAAUGUUCUGUUACAACUUUAUAUUCAGUAAAUAUGUAGGGGAGACACUUUUUUGUAUAUUUUUAAAUACAUGAACUACAGAUUCUAGCUGAUAAUGGGAAAAAAUCAGAUUUUAUCAGAGAAAACCUAAUAUUUUAUUAUAUUGGCUUAUUGUGGGAAGUGCUGUGUGUUGACAGUGCCACCUGUUUGAGGGAAAGUGUGCUCGGCACAGCAGGGGGCACUGCAACUUCGGAAAUUGACUCUGCUUACUCAAGUAACAACUGUAGUUGUGUUAAGGAAAUUUGGUUUCGUAUAGGUGUACAUUUUCUGCAAGUGUCAAUCUUAAACCACAAUGAGCAGGUCAGCCCUCAGGAAAAACAUGGAUGUGCUAGUUUUUAAAGUCAGUGUAUUCUUUAGGAUUCAAAUCAAAGAUAAAUAAUGUCCAAGUAGACUGAUUUGUAAAAAAAAAAAAAAAAAAGAAAAAUUGGAUUUCCCAGAGCACACACAAAAACUCCACAGUCAGGUUCAGAGGACUUUUGUCCUUUGCUGCAUCAUCUAAUCGAAAAGGUGGGUUGAAAUUAAUGAGAUAAAAAGGUCGUCAUCAUCCGCUCCCUCACAUCUUUCUGUAAUGAUAUUUUGCACAAGCGGCUGAUAUGGUGUUUGUAAGAGAUGAUACUUCAGGCUUUUCAUUAUCUUUACUUAUGUGAGAGACCACUGAUGCUUCUUCAUUUCCAGCUGACAGUUUUUCAGUUGCCUCUCUCUAAAAAUAAGUUUUCAGGGCCUUCUAGCAGGGAAGAUGCUUGCUGUCAGCGGCUGCUCCUCCCUCUCAUCUUUAUUUUAAUAUUGUUCCCAAUAGGUGACAUUGUACAGCCUGUGAGGAGACUGCAUUCAAAACUGCACUGCAAGAUUUAGAGAAUUCAGAACUGACAUUUACCACAGUGCAUCCAGAGAAUGUGGUAUUUAGUGUACUUUUGAUGCGAUUUUAUUUAGGUGUAGCGGGAACUGUGUUUUUGAGGUGAUUUCUGUAAUUUUACAUAUUAACUAGAUAAACCUAAUGUCAGUUUCCUUCUUUGUCUUUUGACACUUACAGUAAAUUAGGGUGAGUAAUCUUUUUUUAAAUUUUUUUAAUUUUUAGAGAAAAACAUACAGAGAGAAAUCUCAUGGUGCUUGACUCUUGAUACAGCAGCUCCAACAAAUUCAAUCAGCCUAUUUUGACCCUGUUUAAAAUGGUUUAAAUGUAUUCAGACUUCACAUAGCGACAAGGCUCGUGUUGAUAAUGACUUAAACGCAUUAGGAUUUUUGUAUACUUAUUCACAGAGUAUGUCAGUGAGGUAGCUUGCUGUGCAUCAGUUACACCUGCCUGUCUCUUGAGCAUUGGUAACCUCCUCGGUUUAUUAUGUUGCAAAACAGAUUAUUUAUUUUGUUACAUCUCAAUAAAUGUUAUUUUAUUGCUUAAA
Plectropomus leopardus (leopard coralgrouper) is the source of this 3425-nucleotide messenger RNA. It is a transcript of the gene nab2, whose product is annotated as NGFI-A binding protein 2 (EGR1 binding protein 2). NCBI's taxonomy places the organism in Eukaryota, Metazoa, Chordata, Actinopteri, Perciformes, Serranidae. The record is from RefSeq and is a predicted model, not a curated record. Gene Ontology annotation, molecular function: transcription coregulator activity; transcription factor binding. Gene Ontology annotation, cellular component: nucleus. Gene Ontology annotation, biological process: negative regulation of DNA-templated transcription.